Molecule: messenger RNA, 1987 nt
Organism: Cynara cardunculus var. scolymus (artichoke)
Lineage: Eukaryota; Viridiplantae; Streptophyta; Magnoliopsida; Asterales; Asteraceae
Product: protein CHUP1, chloroplastic
Exons: 6
Coding region: 1-1821 (606 amino acids)
Biological process (GO): chloroplast organization
Cellular component (GO): chloroplast outer membrane
Source: RefSeq, a predicted model, not a curated record
AUGGUGGCUGGUAAGGUCAAAUUAGCCAUGGGUUUGCAGAAAUCACCGUCCAAUUCCAAGACGGAAGUGCAACAACAGAGGCAACAUCCGUCUCCAUCGCAUAGUUCCGGUGGUGGAGGUGGGAAGGUGCCACAGAAAGGGGCGGUGUUCUCACGGUCAUUUGGGGUGUACUUCCCGCGGUCCUCAGCUCAGGUCCAGCCGCGACCACCGGACGUGGCGGAGCUGUUACAUUUGGUGGAGGAGUUGAGGGAACGAGAGUCGAGGUUAAGGACGGAACUAUUGGAGCAAAAGCUACUCAAGGAGUCUGUGGCUAUACUCCCACUUCUCGAGAAUGAGAUCUCGAGAAAGGAUUCGGAAAUCAGCCGAUCUUCUAAGAAGAUCGAGUGUCUAGAAGCCGAGAACGAGAGGUUGAGGCAAGAUGUUGAAAUGCUGCAUUUGAAGCUCACGGAACAAAAGAGGGAAUUCGAGCAGAGAAUGAAGGAUUUGGAGCUGGCGUCGGCUACGUCUUCUUCGCAGAGGUUUCAGCAAUUGAUGGAUAUUUCAGGCAAGUCUACUAUGAUCAAGAGCUUGAAACGAGGCCAUACGUUCGCGAAUCUUCCAGUGAAUCGGCAUCAUAAUGAAAUCGACAACAAAUGUUAUACAGAAUCGAGCUCAAAAGAGUCGAUAUUAGUAGAAAUCGACAAUUUGCCAAGGCUUUCUCGGUGUGAUUCGUUAGAUAUGGGGGAUUCAGUUAUUGAAGUUCGGUCUCGAGUUCCUAGGGUUCCAAAACCGCCUCCACGGCCUUCUACAUCAUCGUGUUCGUCAUCAUCGUGUUCUUCUUCCUCUAAUAGCUCACUGAGCAGCUCGGCAGAGAGAGCAUUGACUGAGCAACAACCUCCGGUUCCACCACCUCCACCAUCAAAUAAACUAGCUCCUCCGCCACCACCACCUCCUCCCAGAACCAGCAAAGCUCCUGCUCCUCCCCCUCCUCCACCUCCACCUACAGGUCUAAAGCCGUUGCCGGCGAAGGUUCGUCGAGUUCCGGAGGUCGUCGAGUUCUACCACUCUCUGAUGCGGAGAGAGUCUCGCCGGGAGUCCUGCAACGGAUCUUCCUCCGCCGACGUACCGUCGACCGCCAAUACACGUGACAUGAUCGGAGAAAUCGAGAACCGGUCCACGCAUUUGCUCGCGAUAAAGACAGAUGUGGAAACACAAGGUGAUUUUAUAAGGUUUUUGAUCAAAGAAGUCGAGAAUGCGUCAUUUACAGAUAUCGAAGAUGUUGUGCCCUUUGUGAAAUGGCUCGACGAUGAACUCUCUUACCUGGUUGAUGAGAGGGCAGUUCUGAAGCACUUUGAAUGGCCGGAGCGUAAAGCGGAUGCAUUGAGAGAAGCUGCAUUCGGGUAUUGUGAUCUAAAGAAGCUUGAAUCGGAGGCAUCAUCGUUUCGAGACGAUCCUCGCCAGCAUUGUGCACCGGCUCUCAAGAAAAUGCAAGGAUUGUUUGAAAAAUUAGAGCAUGGAGUGUAUAAUCUAUCACGAAUGAGAGAAUCGGCUUCAACACGAUACAAAGUAUUUCAAAUCCCGAUGGGUUGGAUGCAAGACACCGGAUUUGCAGCUCAGAUCAAGCUUGCAUCGGUGAAGUUAGCAAUGAAGUACAUGAGAAGAGUAUCGGCAGAACUGGAGACGGUUGGCGGUCCAGAAGAGGAAGAGUUGAUAGUUCAAGGUGUACGAUUCGCAUUUCGCGUACAUCAGUUUGCGGGUGGUUUUGAUGUUGAAACGAUGAGGGCAUUCGUAGAGCUGCGUGAUAAAGCAAGAUCUUGCCAUGAAAACCAACAGAAAUGCUAAACAUUCUUUAUCUGUAGCAAACUCAGCUUCAGCAUUCAUUUAUCAAUCGGGCUUUUUUGCUGUAAAGAAGGGACGGACGGACGGACUCUUUUGGUGUGAAUACAGACACUCUUUCCAUUUUCGCAUUUAACUUACAAUAUCAUAAUUAAAUGAAGAAUCAUUUGUG